Molecule: messenger RNA, 4089 nt
Organism: Lotus japonicus
Lineage: Eukaryota; Viridiplantae; Streptophyta; Magnoliopsida; Fabales; Fabaceae
Exons: 1
Coding region: 1-4089 (1362 amino acids)
Molecular function (GO): nucleic acid binding; RNA-DNA hybrid ribonuclease activity
Source: RefSeq, a predicted model, not a curated record
AUGAUUGGUUUUGACGACGUUAAAAUUAUUUCUUGGAACGUAAGGGGUGCGGUCAAUGAGCAUGGGAAGCUUUUUGUGAAGGAGCUAAUCCGUAGCAAGAAGCCUGACAUCUUUAUUCUUCUGGAAACGCGUUGUCCUUUCAGUAGGGUUGCUCAGUUCUGGAACUCAAUGCAAUUUUCUCCUAGUUUUAUCUCUGAGGCCACAGGUUUCAGUGGUGGGAUAUGGGUUCUAACCAAUAACAAUUCAGCGUUCUCUAUGAGACUGGUGGACAUGCACACUCAAGCCAUCUCUUUUGAGAUCUGGAGGGAUUCUUUUGCUUGGGUGUGUACGGCAGUUUACGCCUCUCCUAUCCCAGCUCAACGGGAAGCUCUCUGGCAUCAUUUAACUGGCCUUCGUGAUACCAUCAUGAUCCCUUGGAUGCUUGUGAGGGACAUGAACGAAAUUCUUCACCCCUCGGAAGUGCGUGGUGGGGAGUUUAUUAUUACUAGAGCAGCUCGUUUUGCAGCUCUUCUUGAGGAUUGUCGCCUAGUUGACCUUGGUGCGGUUGGUGGUAGAUUCACAUGGUUUCGUAAAACCAAUAAUAGAGUUAUCCUAUCAAAACGCCUUGACAGGGCUUUGGGUGAUAUUGAUUGGAGGGUGGCUUUCCCUGACGCCUUUGUGGAGGUCCUUCAUCGCAUUCAUUCUGACCACAGUCCUCUGCUGAUCCAUUGUGGCAUAUCUGGGGCAGCGCCCACUAAUCGUCCUUUUCGCUUCAUUGCUGCUUGGGCGGACCACCCGGAGUAUAAAAAUCUUGUGGCCGAAGCUUGGGUCGAAGAUGGGAGAAAUAUUGUGGACAAGCUGGAUAGGGUAAGAUCUGAAUCUAUCUCUUUCAAUCGAGAAACCUUUGGAAAUAUUUUCAGGAGGAAGAGAUGGGUUGAGGGGCGUCUGAGGGGUGUCCAAAGAGAGCUUGAUGCAAGGAUUACAUCAGACAUGGUUCGUUUUGAAGCAGAACUGCAAGCUGAGUACAGAGACAUUUUGAGGCAAGAAGAACUCCUCUGGUUCCAGAAAGCUAGAGAGAAUAGGGUUCGUUUUGGCGACAGGAACACCUCUUAUUUCCAUACCCACACUAUCAUCCGCAGAAAGAGGAACCGUAUUCACAGAUUGAAGCUGCUUAGUGAUGGGGAGUGGCACUCGGAGAAUGACGUCUUGGUGAGGGAAGUCCAAGCUUAUUUUCAAAAUUUAUUUGCUCGUGAUCAUAAUAUUGGUGAAGCUAUGCUUCACCAUGAUGUUUUUCCUUCUCUUUCCGAUGUCCACAGGAAUAAACUCAUGGUCCCUGUAACUAAAGAUGAGGUUCGUAAAGCCCUCAUGUCCAUGAAGCCCUAUACCGCUCCAGGCCCUGAUGGUUUCCAACCCUUCUUUUUCAAGAAGUAUUGGGAAUUUGUGGGGGAUGAUCUGUGGACUGUGGUGAGGAAUGCUUUUAAUGAGGGGUCGGCUGACAGAAAUCUUAUGGAAACAUUGAUUGUGCUUAUUCCAAAGGUAGACACCCCCUCUACUAUCAAGGAAUUUCGCCCGAUCAGCUUAUGUAAUGUGACGUACAAAUUAAUUACGAAGGUGAUUGUCAAUAGAGUUCGUCCGUUCCUGAAUAGGCUUAUUGGCCCGAUGCAGAGCAGUUUUCUCCCGGGGAGAGGCACUACUGAUAAUGUGUUCUUAGCCCAGGAAAUUAUGCACUAUAUGAAUUCAUCCUGCUCUCGAAAAGGGAGUUUAGCGUUUAAAAUUGACCUGGAGAAGGCCUAUGACAGUGUCUCCUGGUCCUUCUUAAGGGAAACCCUUGAUAUGUUUGGCUUCCCGAAUGCGCUUCGGGAUCUCAUCAUGUGCUGUGUCACCUCUUCUAGGCUUUCUAUCCUUUGGAAUGGGGCUAGACUUCCAGCUUUCUCUCCGGGGCGAGGCUUGAGACAGGGAGAUCCUUUGUCCCCGUAUUUGUUUGUUAUGUGCAUGGAGCGCUUAUCGGUGCAAAUUCAUCAGUUGGUCAACUCUGGUGAUUGGAAGCCAAUCAGAGUCUCUCCUAGAGGUCCGCCUAUUUCUCAUUUGUUGUUUGCAGAUGACGUUCUCCUUUUCUGUGAAGCGACAACUGCCCAGGUGCAAUUAGUGGCGGAUACACUUCAAACAUUCUGUGAUUGUUCGGGGUUGAAGAUUAAUGUUAGCAAAUCCAAGGCUAUAUCCUCCAAGGGGGUGCGUCCGGAGGUGCGUAGUGAAAUCCGGAGUAUUGCACCUAUCCCCUUUGUCAGGGACCUAGGUAAAUACUUGGGCUUCCCCUUGAAAAGUGGCAGGUCUGCUCGUAAUCGUUUUAAUUACUUGCUGGAAAAUGUUCAGAAGAAAAUGGCUUCUUGGAAGACCAAUCUUCUUAAUAUGGCAGGGAGGGUGUGCCUUGCAAGAUCGGUCAUAGCUACAAUCCCAACCUACACGAUGCAGGUUUUCUGGCUACCUCGCGGUAUUAUCAACAACAUGAACAUGAUAUUAAGGAACUUUAUCUGGUCCAAUAGAGGGGGGCAUCGCGGUUGGCAUCUCUUGAGCUGGAACACAGUCAUAAAGGAAAGGAAAAAUGGGGGCCUUGGCAUUAAGGAGAUGGGAGCGUUUAAUACUGCCCUCCUUGGUAAAGCAGUUUGGCAAAUGUUACAGGAUGGCAACAAGCUGUGGAUAAAGGUCCUUCAACAUAAAUACUUGAAAGAAGGCUCUAUUUUGAAUGCUCAAGUGACUCCGAGAUCUUCUGCGAUUUGGAAAGGGAUCCUCAAAGCUAGAGAUCAGCUCAAGGAUGGCUUCAAGUUCAUGCUCGGAGAUGGAAACUCCUCCAUUUGGUAUCGGGACUGGUCUUCCUAUGGUAUCCUCGCCAACCAGCUCCCUUUUGUGCACAUUUCAGAUACGAAUCUGUGUCUGAAGGAUGUGAUUGUUGGCAAUCAGUGGGUUUUGGAUCGUUGUUUUACUGUAAUUCCUGACCAGGUUCGGAUGUGGUUCGAUAAUGUCAGCCCAAAGCUUAGUUCUAAUGAGGAUGACAUCUGGGUUUGGGACCCUGGAAGCAAUGGGCAGUACACAGUGAAAGAAGGUUACACUUGGGUUCGUGAUCUGCAAGUCACUCAACCCCCCCAAGAGGAUUGGACUUGGGUGUGGAGGCUAGCGGUGCCGGAGAAGAUCAGAUUAUUCGUGUGGCGUGCUCUCCAUGGUGCCCUUCCGGUGAAUGAAAAGCGUUUUCACUGUCACUUAGCAACAACAGCAGCGUGCAGUCGGUGUUCUUUUGGCCAGGAGGAUUGUCUUCAUUGUUUAAGAGACUGCCCACACUCCAUGGAACUUUGGUCUCGGCUGGGAGCUCUUUCCUGGACAAAUUUUCGAGCUGCUGAUUAUAGAGUUUGGAUUAUUUCUCAAGCUAAAGGUCCUAAUGCAAUCAAAUUUGUUGCUGGAAUGUGGGGAGUGUGGAAGUGGAGAAACAAUAUGAUGCUUGAUCCUAAUCCUUGGCCCAUUAGUAUAGCUUGGCAGAAGUUGUGUAUGGAACAUGAUGACAUUUUGCAUUUCCUCCAUCAGGAUCAGGAGAUUCAGAGCUUGUUGCUGCGAGUUGACAUUUGGCAACCCCCUCCAAUACACUUCGUGAAGCUCAACACGGAUGGAAGUUACUUGGAUGAACAACACUGCAUGGGAGGAGGAGGUCUCAUUAGAGAUAAUAAGGGUAAGUUUCUCACUGGGUUCCAAAGCCUCAAGGCUGCUGGGUGCCCCUUUCUAGCUGAAGCGUUGGCUCUCCGCGAGGGCCUUCUCCUUGCCUGGAACACAGGAUAUCGCAAUGUGUUAUGUGAAGUUGAUUGUCAUGACCUGGUUGCUUUGCUGGUGGAUACGGACGUGGACAGAGUUAGAUUUCAUGGUAACCGUGCUGUUUUGCGUGAGCUGCAGCACAUUUUGUCAAGGAAUUGGAACAUUAGCUUGAGUUGGAGUCAUAGGAACAGUAAUAUGGCAGCAGAUUGGAUUGCUAAGCGAGGCGCUCAUGGCCUCCAUCCGGGUGUUAGCUAUUUAGAUAGGCCCCCAUCAGCUUUGGAGUCAAUCAUGUUGAAGGACUCCUUUGAUGUUCCUUAG